AUGGCCACAGCAUCUGUGACGCAAGCGAUGCGCACCGGGCAGACUAACCGCAGCACUCCGGUUCCAGCACUCUCCGACGCCGCUGCGGCAGAAGCACUCACGAUCCAUAAAACCGUCGCCAUCUCCUGUUGCGCCUGCCUACACUCCCUUCCUUCACACUCUCUCAUCCUCAUCUCGCACUCGCCAACAACACUCAUGUCAGACUACGCACCUCCAGUUGGCCCGCCUCCGCCCAAGGUCCCCGAGGGCUGGAAGGCCGUCUUCAACGCGCAAUACCAAGAAUGGUUCUACGUCAACAUCUAUACCAAACAGUCGCAAUGGAACAAGCCGACCGAGCCCAUCUAUCCUCCCUCCGAUGCCGAAGGCAGCGCCCCACCUCCGGGCCCGCCGCCCAGCUACGGCCACGGCGGCGAUGCGGGGCCACUCGGCCCGGAAAAGACGGGCUUGAGCAGCAACAACCCGUACGGGCCGGGUGGUGGCGGCUACGGCGGCAGCGGGCAGAACAUCAGCGAAGACGAGCGGCUGGCCCGCCAGCUGCAGGCCGAGGAAGACGCACGCGCACACGGUGGCCACUCGCCGAUGCCGGGAGGCGGUUCUCGCGGCGCCGCCGACGGUUAUUACGCCCAACAGGGCGGCGGCAGUGCCUCGCCAGGCUACAGCCAGCCGCCAGGCUACGGCCAGCAAGCCCCGGGCUACGGCUCGCAGGACUUGCCGCCGCGUCCGGACGACAGCAGAGGCAAGAAGUCCGGCGGCUUUCUGGGGAAGCUUCUCGGCAAGGCGAGCGGCUCCAAGCCGGGUGGUGGAUACCCCGCGGGUGGGGCUUACGGCCACCAACCGCAGUAUGGCGGCGGCGGCUAUCAGCAGCCGCAAGGAUAUAACCAGGGCCCGCCGCAGGGCCAGUACGGAUACGCACCGCAGCAGGGCUACUACGGACAGGGUGGUGGGAUGCCGUACGGUGUUGCCCAGCAGAAGCCGAAGAAGAGCGGGCUGGGUGCUGGUGGUGCGGCGGCGCUUGGUGUCGGCGGUGGCCUGGUUGGUGGAAUGUUGCUGGCGGACGCGAUCGAAGACCAUGACGAACAUGAGUAUGACCAAGGUUAUGACCAGGGCUAUGACGACGGUAACGACAACGACUUCGGCGGCGGGGACGACUUUGGUGGUGAUUUCUAG
Messenger RNA from Diplodia corticola, 1167 nucleotides. RefSeq names its product rna-binding protein fus tls. Lineage: Eukaryota; Fungi; Ascomycota; Dothideomycetes; Botryosphaeriales; Botryosphaeriaceae. Gene Ontology annotation, molecular function: protein binding. The transcript is spliced from 2 exons. Bases 1 to 1167 code for a protein of 388 amino acids. The record is from RefSeq and is a predicted model, not a curated record.